This is a messenger RNA of Prunus mume (Japanese apricot), 1547 nucleotides long. The record is from RefSeq and is a predicted model, not a curated record. NCBI's taxonomy places the organism in Eukaryota, Viridiplantae, Streptophyta, Magnoliopsida, Rosales, Rosaceae.
UAAUGGACUUUAAAACUGGUGGGGAUAAGUCAAAGUAGCAAAUAGCCCGCCGAAACUACAAAACCAUUUGCUUGUUUGCGCGCUCUCUCCCUCUCUCCUUCGUUGUGCUCCAAAAACCCAAGACCCGAAGAGAUGCAAAGUACUAGUAUGCUGAACAAGAUCAGUCACAGGUGUAAGUAGAUAUGUCAAAACUUGGAUUUUUUAUGGAGAGGAAAACAACAUUGUGGUAAAAGAAAUCAACAGAAUUUGUUUGGCUGAUAAUCUGAGGGACAACGUUAGAGGACCCUUUACAACUAUGCUCACCCGGAAUUUACUCUCAGUCAAUGUACCUUGUUUGAGAGGUUUUUCAUCAGCGGCGGCUAGUUUUCUUAGAACUGGGGAUACAUUGAAGCUAUCUAGAAUAUUCACAAGUGAAGAUGUCUUAGAGUACUCUAAAGUGAGUCAUGACUCUAAUCCUCUGCAUUUCGAUUCUGAGUCCGCUCGAAAUGCCGGAUUUGAAGAUCGACUUGUUCAUGGGAUGCUUGUUGCUGCCCUGUUUCCCAAGAUCAUAUCUUCUCACUUUCCUGGGGCUAUAUAUGUUUCCCAAAGCUUGCAUUUCAGGUUGCCCGUCUAUAUUGGCGAAGAGAUUGUUGGCGAGGUAGAAGCAACUAAUAUAAGAGAACAGAAGAACAGAUACCUAGUGAAAUUCAAGACAGCAUGCUUCAAGAAUGGUGCUAUCGUCAUUGACGGUGAGGCAAUGGCCAUCUUACCUGCACCAGCUGUGGAACAAGCGAAUACUUCGGCAUGACAGACAGCCGGUUCGGGUUGAGCUACUGCCGCAUUGAUUGAAAGUUCAAAAGCAAUUCAGUGUGGCUGAAAUUCUACGUAUGGUUUAGUCGAACUGCACCAUCCCUUUAUUUAAUAAAAAUUUAUCUCAAGGAAAUUGCAUUGUAAACUCUAGAUGGAUAACGUCUACAUUUUUUCUCUUCUUUUUUUGGGCGGAUGAUUUCAAGAUUUCUUCAAUCAGCUCCAUUCAGCUAAUGGGUUCCCAACAUUACAUCCAUGGAAGUCGCUUGUAAAGGCUGAAUUAAUGUACAAUUACAUGUAAAUGUCUGAGGAAAUACUAGCACCAGUCGUGUGUCACUAAUUUCUGGCCCUUGAUGUAUCAAUGGCCAAAAAUUAGAAUCCCAUUAUGCAUGGAUGGAUGGCAAAAAAAUCACCCGUGUGCGAGCAACUGAAUAUAGAGAUGUCCCUCAUAUCUCCAAUCUACACGAACCCACUGCUGAGGGGGCUUCCCUGCCAGUCGUGCCGUUACUGAUCGAACCCAUAAAACUUUCACAAAUUCUUGAUUCAAUCACCAAUUAGCAGUCCAUACUUUCCCCAACUUCGAAGUGUUUAUUCUAAAUCAUUCAGUUUGAACUUAAAUUUUGCUAAGACUAUAAUAUACUUAUUUUGGUUAACCAAACAGAAAUAAACUUGUUUUGCACGAAUAAGCAAUAAUGGCCAGUGUGUAGGGGUGAACACUGGGUACCACCCGCGAUCACCAUCACCAUCACCAUCACCACCAC